AUGGCCGGAACUGCACGGCUCAUCCGGUAUCUCGCUGUCUUGGGCCCCGCCCCGGAGAAUGCGGAAACGCUCUCCGAGACAGCCUCGGUGGCGACGCAAGGCGCCCCGCGCGCUGCCACGCUCGAGCGCUUCCCCAGCGAGGACUACGAGGACGUGCCGCUGAGCCCGUUGCUCAGCACGCUGCCGGACUUCUGCUUCCAGGAGGGCCUGCAGAGGCUGGACAAGAAGCCAUCAGGCCCGGAGUUCCAGGCCUUUGUCUUCUCCGACCACAAGGGCGGCCGCCGAUUCGUGGCGUGUCUCAUCGUGCAUGAGCGCACGGUGACUUCAGAAGGACAGCUGUACACGCCCAAGGCGUUGUGCUUAGUUUCACUUUACCCCUGCCUGGAGCUCUUCCGCAGCCUGCUCGCCGACCUGGUGGUGGCUGCACGCUCCGACCGGGAGCUGUCGGUGAAGACAGGUUCCUUGGAGUUUUCCGAGCGGCUCGUGGCGCGCCUGGUCUCGCAGAUCUUCUUCGAGCUGCCGCUGCCGCCCAGCCGCCACACCAUGGUGGGCCUCACCGCAGGCCUCCGCGAGAUGACGCUGCUGGAGCCGGAGAGCCUCACGAGGGACUUCUCCUUCCGGCCGCUGGUGGCCUUCCUCUCCUGCAGCAAGCUGGCGCAACUCUUUGUGCUGGCGCUGUUGGAGCGCAAGGUGGUGCUCAACUCCCAGAAGCUGAGUCCGGUGCUGCUGGUGGUGAUCAUGGAGGCCUUGCGUGCGCUGCUCUUCCCCUUCGACUGGGAGCACACCUACCUGCCCAUGUUGCCCAACUCCUUCCGCUGGGCCCUCGAGAGCCCGGCCCCGUUCCUCAUGGGGGUCUGCGGCAAGCUGGCGCCCUCCGAGCUGCCGGCGGAGGCUAAGGAGAAGCAGGCGGCGGGUGUUGGGCCGCAGGUGGUGGUCUUCGACCUGGACAGCGGCAAGACCAUCCCGGAGAAGCCGCAGGUCACGGUGCCCAGCAUCAUCGAGCAGCCGGUGGCCCGGCUGGCGCCGACGCACAAGUGGGAGCAGCGCAGCGCCAACCAGGAGUACUGGGCCAAGUACCAGGCCGUUAGCUUGUCCUCCAGCCGGCCACGCACGAGCUCGGCAGAUGCCGAGGCAUCACCGACCUCAGCACGGGGGCGAGUACGACACAGGCGCAGCUUGUCCUCCACCAGCUGCGACAGCGAGAACGACAGCGACGGGAACCGCUCGGUGAGCAGCGGGCUGACCAGCGGGCUGCUGUCGGGGGCGCUGGGCCCUGCCUGGAACGAGGAGCAGGAACGCAGCUUCCGGCAGAAGGUGGCAGCGAUCUUUCUCGAGGCUCUGGUGGUCCUGCUGCAUAAGUGCCCUGAGAUGCACGAGGGGAAGGAGAUGCCGCAUCAGACGUUGUCCAAGGACGAGCGUUCUGAGAAGGCCCUCCUGGAGGAGUUCCGCCAGACCAACGCCUGGGAGCGGUUUAUGGCCUUGUCCAGCACCAGCCCAAGGCGGCAGCUGUUUGAUCAGGCGAUCCGCCUCUAUGGCUUCUGGUCGCAAGAGCCACCGGAAAGCCGCAAGCCGCUGGAACACAACCUGCGAGAUUGGGUGACUCGCUUGUACGAGCCCCCACAGCUGAUCUGCUUGAGCGAGGCCCUGCCGCUGCGUUGCGGCCCACUGCAGCCGCACCUGCCGGUGCGGAAGCUCCUGCAGCGGCUUCCCAGGUCCAAGCGCUCGCGCUUCGAGGCCUUCGGGGACCUCGAGCUGAGCCGCUUCGAGGCUGAGAUCAAGAAGCAGGAGGAGCGGAGCUGCCUGGGUCUGCCGAGGCUUGGGCGUCUUGGGCGUCUUGGGACGCUGUCGGCGCGAAACGACAAGCCAUGGAUCCAUGAAGCGACGGCGCGAGGAUCAGUGGCAGGCGGGGCUCAGGAGCGGGCGCUCUCCUCAGAUGCGGCGUCCGGCUCCCGGCUCUGCGAGGAGUGCGACGGCGUGGUGGACCCCUGGCGCCGCGGCCUGGAUGCCGUCCACGCGUGUCUCCGGAUGACUGCCAAGGAGGGCCGUGCUUUCCGGCCUGAGGUGUUGGACUUUGUGGCGUUGUCGCCUCAGUCUGUCCUUGCAUACAACAUCGAGGCCUUUCGCAUGUACAACAAGCGCCGGAAGAAGAACGUGCUCACGGAGAGCACGGUGCUGGCGGCUCCUGUGCACGUGAUGCAGGGCAAGGAGACCUCUCAGUCCACUGGCAUCACCGUGGAGCGCCUGGAGGCCGGGGGGGCGGUGGCAUGGCUGCGCCACUUCAGCCGCACGGCACGGCAGAUGGCGGAGGCUGAGAAUGGUGUCAGCGCGCUUGUCAUGGUGCAGGAGGAAGGCGUCCAAGUGGUGCCUUUCGGCGUCAAUCGGCAGUUUUGUCAGAAGCAGAACCCGGAGAUCCGCCAGAUCAUCGUGUUGCUCUUUGGGCAGGAUGCCACGAACCAGGAUCUGGCAUUGCUGAAGAAUGCGUGCAUGGAGGGGUGCCACGUGGGGCCCUUCCACCUGUCACUGCCUUCGUGGCGGCAGCCCCACUAUGCCAUUGGGGACCUGCUGAUGCAGCACGACCGCCAGGAGCUGCUGCCAUUUCUGGAGGACUUGCGCUCUGUGGGCGAGGAGGAGUACCGGGAGUUUCAGGCGCUGUUCCGUAAGUCCAUCACCUGCAUCGCGCUGGCCCCGCGGAGCCGCAAGAGCGCGCUGGUGGCGCGCUUCGCAAGCUUCGGGGACGGCACCUUGAGCGCGCAGAACUGGGAGCAGUGUGCCGAGCCAAAGGAGCCCCGCAUGACUCCCACCCCGCCCUCCGAACCGCCGCCGCCGUGGCUGCCGCGGGCGCCGGCGCCGGGAUCCGCGUGGAGACCUUUGAACCCCGGGCCGGUGCAGCGGCCGGCGCCGUGUCCUGACACGGCGGGGUCCCCCCCAAAGAGGCCAAAGCAGCCGGGACACCCGCCGCCACAGUGGCAGAGUCAGCUGAAGAUGCCAGAAAGACCAGUGCCCACGAAGGCCGAGCAGACGCCAAGCACACUAAAGCAAGCGUUUUGGGAGGCAGCGUCACAUGGGCAAGUGCCCGAGAAGGUGGAGCAGGUGCCAUCUCAGAAUGGCCGCGUGGCGCCGAAGCAGCAGCAGGUACCCGCAAAGCAACUAGCAGCUCCAAAGAAAACUGAGCAGAUGCCACCAAACAGGCUAAAGCAAGCAUUCUGGAGGGCGCCGUCAAAUGGGCAAGCGGUUCCAUCUGCAAACGGCCGAGUGCUACCGAAGCAGCAGAUGCCUUCAGCAGUUCGGCCAGCAGUCCCCAAGAGAGCAGAGCAGAUGCCACCUGGAAACAGGCACGAGGCGCCAAAGCAAGCGCUGCAGAGGGCACUAUCGCCUACAAAGAAGGCCGAGCAGAUGCCAUACUCGAACGGCCGAGCGCUACCGAAGCAGCAGCAGAUGCCAAGCGGUAGACCGGCCCCAACACGAGAUGAGCGGACGGCAGCCGAGGGCUUGCCAAGGGUGCCGCAGAUGAAGCCACCCAGGCCAAAGCAAGUGAUUGGUCAGAAGUGGAUGCAGUCUCGCGCUCCCAUCAGGCCGAGCGUCCCUUCGCUCUCCGCUGGCGCGCAGACCGCGCUCAAGGCGCUGGGUCCGCCGCCCAAGGCAAUGCCGCGGCCGGUCUGCGACUACGAGUGA
Effrenium voratum is the source of this 3672-nucleotide messenger RNA. The record is from the annotation of a GenBank genome assembly. NCBI's taxonomy places the organism in Eukaryota, Dinophyceae, Suessiales, Symbiodiniaceae.